UUCACUAAAAUAAGGGAAGACUCCUCAAAUACUUCUUGGCUGGGAUCUGCAUCCGUAUUGCAUCGUAAACACUUAUGGAAUUUUUUUAACGCAGCAUUUUAACUUUUGAAUAGUAAACAAGCUAUCGGUGCAGGAUCAAACACAUUACAAAUCCAGAUUUUUUUUAAAGUUACGGAACUGAUAAUUUUCGAUGAACAGUUUUAUUUAGGUGGGCAGAUCUGAGAGAACUCUUGUUUCCUUCUGCUCCCCUGUGCCGUGGCAGGAUUAUAGUUAUUUAUUGUAAUCCAUAAACGUAUAAUCCAUAAAACGAUUACACAGCUAUACAAUCAAUAAGGGUUGGGAAACAAACAAGGAUAUAGUAUGAGUAUUCCAAUUAACUGAAGAAAAAUCUUGGGGUUUUUUUCUUCAGUUAAUUAAGAAUGCCAAAGCUACCUAGGAAAAUUUCCUCUCCCUGUUUUUUUGCUGUCUUAAAGGUCUGGUAUGAGUUUUGUUCCGUUCUUCUGCAUUAGCGGUUUCAGACAGGCAUUGGACUUGCUGCCGGAGGACAACACGUUCUUGCUUCUUGGGCCCUGAGAGGAGUGGUAUCCUAGCUGCCAUUGUCUCACUGUAAACUUUGGAAUGUUCAUCUCUUGGCCACUCUGUUCCAAUGACACCAUAACUUCAGUCGUUUGAUCUUUCAGUUCACUUUUCCUUCUCUCCCUGGAACACGAAAAGCAAGUGGCCUAAAUCCGUGAGGAAACAGAUUUGAUACAUUCCAGAGAGGUUCUGUGGAUAAAUUAUGAUUAUAUCCAGUGGCUUGCUGCCCAUCUAUUUUGGAAGCCUAGGAUUGUGUUACAUCCUGGUAUUCAGUUGUAUGCUACUCCUUCAGUGGAGGAAACGAAUCCAACGGGAGCGACGGGCAAAAGCCUGGAUGGAACGGAUGAAAAUGGAAUGGUUUUUCUACCGUGCAUUAGCUCACUGGGCUGAUAAGGACACCCAGCCUGGAAUUCAAGCAGACAUUUGCAAUCUUGAGUCUGAUAGUAUCCCCAAACCUCAAGGCAGCUUCUUAUCCAGUGAGAUCACUACAGAAAGCAGUACUGAUUCCUUCCCUUCACUACCAGCAGAACCAUAUAUACCAGUGUUUCAGGAAGUACCUUGUGCCUGCGCUCUCUCUCACUUGCCCCCACUGCUUGAGCAUUCAGCUUCUUACCCUUGCUCUAGCAUUCCAGCCAAAAGCACACCAUUCAAUUCACCUCUGAAAUUUGCCAUGUUGAAAAAUGAGUCAUACCAUGAUGGUAGCAGCAUCUCUGCUUAGGAGCCAACUUAAUAGGCAGAGCAAGUCUAUGUAAUUUUAAUAGCACCCCAAUUAAAGACCAGUUUCAGAAUGUU
This is a messenger RNA of Hemicordylus capensis (graceful crag lizard), 1368 nucleotides long. It is a transcript of the gene TEX38, whose product is annotated as testis expressed 38. The transcript has 2 exons. Bases 779 to 1294 code for a protein of 171 amino acids. The record is from RefSeq and is a predicted model, not a curated record. Lineage: Eukaryota; Metazoa; Chordata; Lepidosauria; Squamata; Cordylidae.